AUGAUCAGUGCGAACGCCUCGUCAGAACGUCCAUGGGUGACCUUGGUCAUGGAUGGAGCUACCUCUGUAAGGCAUUACGGGAUGAUGUCCCAGGCUUUGCAGGCCAAUGCUACGGCCAUUUUUGCCAAUGAUUUGCAGAGAUCUGAAGUCCGUACGCAUGCUACCAAGAUGUACCUAGACACAAUCAGGCGGCUGCAAUUGUCCUUGAGGAGUCCACGCUGGAACGAUCCUAUCGUUAUGCACACCUGCAUGAUUGUGACCCUCUUCGAGGUUAUCCAGUCCAACAAUCCCGCCGCCGCGUAUCCUCACAUCAGAGGUCUUGCUCAUCUCAUCGAGCAGAAAGGGCCUCAUACUUUCGUUUCUGGCCUCGAGCACAGGACAUUUCGAUACUACCGGAUCAAUCUUUUUCUGAUGAAUCUCCAUGACCGUCGGCCCUCGUUCCUGGCGGAGGAGAAAUGGAAGACCAUACCAUUCUCGGAAGAUUGCCAGCCCAAGACCAUACUGGAAGCACUCGUUGACAUCCUAGUGGAAAUUCCUGGAGUCCUAGCUGCUAUUGAGGCCAUGAAGACUGGACAGCUGGGGCACUAUGCGUUAGUUCAAAAGGGCCUUGAAUUGGCUUACUGGGUGAGACGCCUGGUCUACGAUCUCGAGAGUUGGAAGGAGGCCUACAUAUGGACAUAUCCGACGAUCUGCACCACGCCCCGCCUGCACAGUUUGAGCCUUUUGGAACUAUGCACACUCAGCACCGAACUGAUUCCAUAUAAACACAACCUCAGCGAAGCUCUCAAUUGCUAUGCUGCUGCACAUCUAAUCCUGGCGCGACUAGCUCACGGGAUGGCUGAGAAGAGCUGGCUUGUCGGAACUGUGCUACGCCAACCACAUUCCCUUCACGACCUCGUUGCUGCCAUCACCAUCAUCUCGGAGAGACACAUCAGUGAUGCUAAUACAGAAAUGGUCAGCAUGAUGGUCACAGGUUUCAGCCUGAGGGUAGCGCAAAGUACAGAGGAGGUGCAGGAUCCGGUCCUCUUCCAGUCUAUACAGAAAUUGCUUGCUCGCAUCAACAGAGAGAUGGGCCGCAGAUACAAUAUCAACUACUCUGUACCGAAGGAUACCCAGCGCAUAGAGGUGUGA
Fulvia fulva is the source of this 1131-nucleotide messenger RNA. RefSeq lists its product as uncharacterized. The transcript is spliced from 3 exons. The coding region runs from base 1 to 1131 and encodes 376 amino acids. The record is from RefSeq and is a predicted model, not a curated record. Lineage: Eukaryota; Fungi; Ascomycota; Dothideomycetes; Mycosphaerellales; Mycosphaerellaceae.